This is a messenger RNA of Didymodactylos carnosus, 222 nucleotides long. NCBI's taxonomy places the organism in Eukaryota, Metazoa, Rotifera, Eurotatoria, Philodinida, Philodinidae. The record is from the annotation of a GenBank genome assembly.
AUGUUUUCACCCACACUCCCAUCGCAUCCUCUGCUUUUUAUCACAGGUGCAAAUGCAACACUCAUUGAUGAUGCAAAACAUGGACAUGGAUUUGAAUUAACAUUGCAGAAUAUGGACAAGCCGAAACAAUAUCAUUUUUAUACUGAAGGACCAGAAGAGGCCACACAAUGGUGUCAACAAAUAAAUAUUGCUUCUCGUGGAGUACUACCAACAGAUCAUUGA